AUGAGCACUGAUUUGAUCGCUUACUUGAGCUACAUGUCCAACUGGACUGGAGGAGCCGAUAACGAUAUCCAGUCAUUGAUCGAUGAGCACAAGCUUUUCGUGUCCCUGGGCGAUUUCGACUUCGACACGCCUAUCAAUACGGAGUUCAACACGCUGGUAGACCUGGCGGACACCGUGCGCGACGAGACCAUUGCCACAGAUGCGAUCCAGAUCGCUGCGGAUGCUGCCGCCUUGGCUUCCAUCUAUUCUUUCGGCCUUGGCAUGCUUCUAUUCAUCCCCCUGCAGGCUUCGGUUGUCCUCGACAGAGCCGACAUUUCCAGCAAGUCCGCAGCCUUGAACAGCAAGCUGAACUCUGUUGACACCGACAUCGCGACUCUGAUCGGUCCCACCGUCUCUCAGUAUAUUACCGCUUACAAGGCGAACAACGACAUGAUCAAGUCCAUGGCGGCGGAAGGCAUGGACGGACAGACAUGUCGCUCUAUCCUCUUGCAGUUCAUGGCGCAGAUCGAACUGGGUGGUGGCACGCUCGAUGUCCCCACUUUUAAACAGUAUGCGGACUCGGCGCGCAAACUCUACAACAGCCAGCAGAUCAGUGCCGUCUACGAUGCUCUGGACCAAUUGAACUUGAGCCAAAAGUCGGACAAUGAUGUGACCACCUUCGUCAAUUCCAUCAAGGGCUUCACGUUCGAUGGCAGCACGGAAGUGGCCAUGGCCCGCGUCCUUUGCGUCGGCAUUAUGGCCAACAGAAUGAGCAUCGCCACCACGAAGCUUGCUCAGAACGCUGAUAUGGCGGAGUUGGUGGGUGCAGAGGCGGAAACAAGCGUGUUCAAGAUGAUGAAUUGCUGGGGCAAAGCCAUUGUCGGACUUGCAGCUAUCGCAUCUGUGGUCGACAUCGUUCUGCAAGUCCUUGACAUCGUCGACGUGGUAGAGCAGACAAAGCAGAUGGUGGAUGCCUUGAAUGGUCAGAUCAAGACGAGCUACCAGAACUACUAUGGCAACAUGAAAACGGCAGCCCAGCAGUACAACCAGGCAAUCGCCGCGAAGACUAGCUAG
Messenger RNA from Colletotrichum fioriniae, 1053 nucleotides. RefSeq lists its product as uncharacterized. Lineage: Eukaryota; Fungi; Ascomycota; Sordariomycetes; Glomerellales; Glomerellaceae. The record is from RefSeq and is a predicted model, not a curated record.